Messenger RNA from Helobdella robusta, 168 nucleotides. RefSeq lists its product as hypothetical. Lineage: Eukaryota; Metazoa; Annelida; Clitellata; Rhynchobdellida; Glossiphoniidae. The annotation marks the transcript as partial. The transcript has a single exon. The record is from RefSeq and is a predicted model, not a curated record.
AGCUGUGCUGCAAUGAUCUGUCUGGACCUAUCUGCGGCCUUUGACACGAUUAAUCAUCAAAUACUCCUAGAAAGGCUAAAAAUGGAGUUUGGCAUCACUGACACAGCUUUGUCCUGGUUCAGUUCAUAUCUUUCAAACCGCCCCCAAUUUAUUAAACUUGGCACACUC